Messenger RNA from Caenorhabditis auriculariae, 670 nucleotides. NCBI's taxonomy places the organism in Eukaryota, Metazoa, Nematoda, Chromadorea, Rhabditida, Rhabditidae. The record is from the annotation of a GenBank genome assembly.
AUGGUGGAACACAGAAUCAUCUUGAUCGGUGCUCUGAUUCCCGCCUGCUCUGCUGCCAACGAGCUGAUUGCCGAGCAAUUUGAAAGUUGGGACUUCGGACAUGACAACAGUCACUCUUUCGAACUUCUCCUUGUCGUCCUCUGCUCCAUAAUUUUCAUCACUUCGCUUUUGGUGAGCACAUCAAAGAAACAUUUUUCGUAUUAUUCAACUUUCAGUUCAUCGUUUUUGCACUUUUCCGAGAGCUUUUUGAAUACAUCUCCAAAGCACGAGAAAAUAGAAGGUUUGUCCUUUUUUGUAGAAAGAGAAAUUUGGUAUGACUCAUGGGAAGUUGUCGUAUCCGGUUUGAAAAGACGCAACAUUUGGGAAGUGGCAUUGAUACCGAUCCCUUUGAUUUAUGACAGGGUAGAAGUAUUGGAAAGGAAUUUCCAUAAGGAAUUCAAUUUGUGAAUACUUCAACCUUGAAUAGUAAUUCCCAUAACAAUCAUGUGACAGAAUACUUUGUAGGAUCAACUAUGCAGCAAGACGAUUCGUGCGUAUGAACACGGAAGACUACGUGAAAAGCACCGAGAGUGUGGCUUCCGUUCUGAUCCAAUCCGAACUCAUCAAACUGCAGGGAGAAAAAGUCGGAGCGCGCAAGGCUAACAUUGAAUCUCUUGAUCUUCUUGUCUAA